Molecule: messenger RNA, 1471 nt
Organism: Pocillopora damicornis (cauliflower coral)
Lineage: Eukaryota; Metazoa; Cnidaria; Anthozoa; Scleractinia; Pocilloporidae
Product: lysine-specific demethylase 8
Cellular component (GO): nucleus
Molecular function (GO): histone H3K36 demethylase activity
Source: RefSeq, a predicted model, not a curated record
AGAGCUAGGCUAACAUGUCGGACUUCCCAGCUGGAACCAACAGCGCUGUAUCAGUGCUCCAGGUGCUUCUCCCGUCAGUUCAGGAUGCUAAAGAUUUAAAGCUUGCUCAUAAUCUAUGUCAAUUAUCCAAGUUUGGGGGUGACCCAGUACUUUUUCUUCUAACUCAAGGGAUACAUGAGUUCUUCUGUGGUAACCUAGACAGUUGUCUGUCAAGUUGUCAAUCUGUGAUUGAUAUCUGUUGGGAGAAAUGUAAUACGGGUCACUGGAGAGAUGUGAAUGUAAUCUGGAGGGAGACAUAUUCGUAUGCAAGUUUGUUCAAGGCUCUUUGCCUCGACGGCGUAGGAAGACAGAUAGAGGCCAUGAAGACUUGUGACAUGGGACUUCUGUUAGGGGCCCCCAUUUUGGACAACAUUUUAACAAGGCUUGCAACUGAAUUUCAGAAAAAUGUUAAGUCAAGUAGUAUAACUGAUCAAGACACAGCAGACAGUACUUUAGGUUGUUAUGAAUCUAAAAUUCAUUCAAAAGGAGAAGAAACAAACUUUUCAGCAGUUGUGAGAUCCAAAGAAAAAAAGAGGUUGAGGGACGACUCAAUGAAUCUUCAGCCUGAAUCUAGUGGAGAUGAACAGUUAUCUACAAGUAUUAAUUCUACAAAGAGAAGGAAGGGUGUUGCAAAUUUACCCAUAAUUGACAAGAAUUAUGAACUGAGCCAUGUUUGUUGUCCAUCAAUCGAAGCUUUUCUCACAAAUCACAUGCAGAAAGACAAACCAGUAAUUCUUGAAGGAGUAAUGGAUCACUGGCCUGCAAGAACGAAUCAUCAAUGGAGUAUCGAUUAUCUUAAGAAUAUCGCUGGUUAUCGCACAGUUCCAGUGGAGCUGGGCUCACGUUAUACAGAUGACACAUGGACACAGAAAUUAAUGUCAAUAGGAGAUUUUAUUGACAAUUAUAUCAAUCCAAUUGAAAAUGGACAAGAGUCUGAGAUUGCUUAUUUAGCUCAACACCAAUUGUUUGAUCAGAUCCCCGAGUUAAGAAGAGAUAUCAUUACUCCUGAUUACUGCUACAUUGGAGAAAGUGAUAAUGAGGUUAUCAUUAAUGCCUGGUUUGGACCUAAGGGUACAAUUUCACCCAUGCAUCAUGACCCUUAUCACAAUCUAUUGGCACAAGUGGUUGGAGAGAAAUAUAUACGACUUUAUUCCAAAAGUGAAACAGGGAAGCUUUAUCCUCACAAAUCUACCCUACUGAAUAACACAAGUCAGGUGGAUGUUGAAGUGCCUGAUCUCGUCAAAUUUCCUGAAUUCUCUUCAGCAGUUUAUCAGGAGUGUAUUUUGAAGGAAGGACAGAUGUUGUAUAUCCCCCCGUAUUACUGGCACUAUGUCAGGUCCUUGUCUCUCAGCUUUUCUGUCAGUUUCUGGUGGUCCUGACCGUUGAGCUUUGUCAUACUUUUUUAACGCAAUAAAUGGAAUAUACAACCUGA